Alternaria alternata is the source of this 1259-nucleotide messenger RNA. Its product is annotated as HPP family protein. The coding region runs from base 279 to 1259 and encodes 326 amino acids. The transcript is spliced from 2 exons. The record is from RefSeq and is a predicted model, not a curated record. Lineage: Eukaryota; Fungi; Ascomycota; Dothideomycetes; Pleosporales; Pleosporaceae.
GUGAACCUUCAACUCAGAUCGCCGCGCAUGUGCCAGGUCAACGUCAGGGUAAAUGCGCGUGUUGUGCAAUUCGAAUCGUGAAGGAGCGGCCAAAGGCACCGUUCUUUAACGCUGGAUCCGGGAAUAAAUGGCGCGAUGAGGCACUUGGUCGCGCAAGAGCUUUUGCGGUCCGCUCCCGAGGCCUUGAAACUUAGUUUCUUAUAGACGUCGUCGACCUGUUGCUUGCCUUGUUUGUACUUUGUGCAUAGACUCUGUCUCUUUCGAUCUUUCUGAUCACUAUGAGUGUGUUUUCGGGUGCAAGAGAAUGGGACCUCGAUAUCGAUCGCUACCUUAAUCGUGUUAUUCCUCCUUCGCCGCUGUACAAGCUUCCGACGUCGAUAUCAAGGUUCCUCGGUUACAGAAAAGAAUCGCGACAGGAUGUUGGGAACAUACUUGGAGCGUUCUGGUCGUUGCUGGGCGCAUUCUGUGGUCUGGCGGUUGUAGCAGCAGUCUUCAACAAUACGGAUAGUAUACAAUGGCAUCAGCCACCAGCGUUGAUCGCUUCAUUUGGUGCCUCUGCAAUUCUCGAGUACAACUCUAUACGUUCACCUCUCGGCCAACCCCGCAAUGCCCUGCUAGGCCACGGCAUCUCCGCGCUUAUUGGCGUCGGGGUAUCGAAGUUGUUUCAAUACCAUCCAGAGUACGAGUCAAUAAAAUGGAUCGCGGGUGCCAUAGCAUGCGGCUGCGCGUCUGCUGUCAUGCUUUUGACCAACACCGUACAUCCUCCAGGUGGCGCAUCCGCAGUGCUCGCCGCCACAGACCCGGUCAUUACGGCCAUGGGUUGGUAUUUUGUCGGGCUUGUUCUCUGGGGCGCCACCCUUAUGGUUUCAGUCGGGCUGAUCAUCAACAACAUUCAGAGGCAGUUUCCAAUAUAUUGGUGGACCCCUGUGGAUUUACGCAAAGCGAAGAUUGAAGACGAAGAGGUAGUGCCAGACGGGAGAGGCGGAUUGGAACCAAAGAAGAGUGCGGAGGAACAACGUUACGACCAAACAGGGGAUAUAAUAGAAAUCAACGGUGCAGAAGUCGUACUACCCGACGAUAUAAGUCUGAAUGGGGAAGAGACAAGGGUAUUAGAGAAGCUACGAGAGAGGUUACGAAAGAGAGUAGACGUUAGGAGAGAAGGAGGGGACAUGGAGACAAAAGAGGCAGACAGUGGAAGGAGUAGUGCUGAGUUCACUAUGGUUCCGAGUAAUAGUGGGAGCAGUCAGGCUGGUAUAUAG